This is a messenger RNA of Callorhinchus milii (elephant shark), 1321 nucleotides long. RefSeq names its product BTB/POZ domain-containing protein KCTD21-like. NCBI's taxonomy places the organism in Eukaryota, Metazoa, Chordata, Chondrichthyes, Chimaeriformes, Callorhinchidae. The coding region runs from base 346 to 1059 and encodes 237 amino acids. Gene Ontology annotation, biological process: protein homooligomerization; ubiquitin-dependent protein catabolic process. Gene Ontology annotation, molecular function: histone deacetylase binding; cullin family protein binding. The record is from RefSeq and is a predicted model, not a curated record. The transcript has 2 exons.
ACCUGCCUGCCUCCAGAACCGGAUUACUGAGACUGACACAGAGGGCCGGCUCAAUCGUGACCUUCUGUUGCCAUCUUGGAGCCAAUUUAGCUCCAAGGAGAGCUCACUUACUACCAGGAACACAAGGGGUGAGGAGUUAUAUGGGCAUGGAGCAGUUGGGCCAAAUUCCAUGCUCUAUCACUCUAUAUAAUCUACACGGAUCAAUUUGAAAGCAAUAAAUUGUAUUUGCUGAGUGGUAUUCUGGGAGUGAUCUUGAAAACUAGAAAGCCAGAGUGUAAGGUGAUUCCCAGUCCACAGUCCAGAACCACGCUUCAUAUUGGAGGCAGAGGCAGAUCCCUAUUCAUUAUGUCCAAACCAGUGACACUGAACGUAGGGGGGAGGUUGUACAGCACUUCCCUGACCACCCUAACCCGGUACCCAGAGUCCAUGCUGGGCUCGAUGUUUAGUGGAGCAAUGCCCACCAGCAGCGACUCACAGGGGAACUACUUCAUAGACCGAGAUGGAGAAAUGUUCCGGUACAUCCUCAAUUUCCUCCGCAGUUCGCAUUUGGACCUUCCUGUUGACUUCCAAGAGUUGGAUUUGCUGAAGAGAGAAGCGGAUUUUUUCCAGAUCCAGCCUUUGCUGGCACUUCUGCAGACGGCAGACCCGAAGAUCAGCAGAAUAAAGAACGUAACGCUCAACAUUAUCCAUGAUUCAAAGGCAGUCCACCCAUGUGGUGCAACCAUUUUUACCAUUGGGGUAUUUUGCACAUCAGUUGCCUUACUGAAGCUCCUGAGUUCCAGUUUCCAGUGCAGAUUGGAGCAGCGAUUUUUACCUGCUUGUAAGAAGCCAGAAGGUUUACGUUUUCUGUCUGUGCGAUUUACUCAAUUCCUUAACGGAAUGGGGCCAUACGACGAUGAAUAUGUGUUACCUCGUAUGACAUAUUCUGCUGUGGAAAUCUGCAGUCUAGAAAUGUUUGUCAACCAUGUGAAAAAAAUCGCAAUCAGUGAAGGUGGAUUCUUUAUCCAUUCCUUCACCCCAACUUCCUCUAGUCCUGUUAUCCUGGAGUUAACACAAUAGAUAGGAUACCGAGAUGAUUUCCAAUUCUUUGUUGCCAAAAACAGUGUGGUGACUUUGUUCCUUACAGAUUUAAAUCUGCACGAUUAUCUAAUAUUAUGAGAUAUUAAUUCACUGUACUUAACUAGGGUUAGCAUUCAGGGACCAUGUGCGAUAGGAUUCUCCAAAUACUUAGAUAGAAUGAACCCACUUGGUGAUGUAAUCCACAGGCAUAGGGUUAAUUUCCACAUGUAUGAGGAUGAAACUCAACUUUAUCACUUUGCCU